GCGCAAAUUCACCCCUAGCCUCGAGCUCACUGUUAGCAUUAGCUGCUCCAGUCGCCGACCCACUGCACGACUGAUGUUAACAUUUCAUCAAGCUCAUUAUUUGACUUUAAGAGCAUAAAACUGAUUGGAAAAGUACCGAUAUACGUACUUGCACAGGUGGUGUGUGUGUGAUAAGAGUGGAGGCACAAUGUUGAACGCCACGAAUGGCGACCCUGGCCAUGUUGUUGUCAAUUAUGUGGAAGAGUACUUGGAGCUGGUGGAGUCACUGCCUUUCGAUUUGCAGAGAAGUGUGUCCCUCAUGAAAGAAAUCGAUGCCAGAUAUCAAGAUGUUCUGAAGGAACUUGACGAUGCAUAUGAACGGUAUCGCAAGGAAUCGGACGCACCCCAGAGACGCAAGCUGCAGUUGUCCAUCCAGAGGGCGCUGAUCCGUAGUCAGGAGCUUGGAGAUGAGAAGAUUCAAAUUGCUGGACAAAUGGUGGAGUUGGUGGAGAACCGAACCCGGCAGUUAGACUGGCAUUCCGAACUGCUCGUCUCCUCCCAAGAAGUUCCAGAGAGUCACAUCACUAUGCCGACAUCUUUGGCAACCGCGGCAGCGUCCAUGAUCAGUUCGUCGUCGUCUUCGUCCACCACCACCCCGAGCAAAACAAGCCACCACGACAAGAAGCGCGAAGAGGUCGCACCAAGCUCAACAGGAGCAGACAAGACCGGAGGCAAGCGCUCCAGGCGGCAAAAGAAUGGCGAGAGCAGGGACAGCUACAGCGGCCUAGACGUCACAGAGGACGUCGGUGCCGGAGCGUCCCGGGAGAAGAGAGCAAAGACGUCAUCCAAGAAGAAGAAGCGGUCCAAGGGGAAGUCGGAGCGAGAGGUGUCGCCGCCGGACCUGCCCAUCGACCCUGACGAGCCCACGUACUGCUUGUGCGAGCAGGUGUCCUACGGCGAGAUGAUCGGCUGCGACUACGACGAGUGUCCCAUUGAAUGGUUCCACUUUUCCUGCGUGGGCCUCCAUCAUAAGCCCAAAGGCAAGUGGUACUGCCCCAAGUGUCGAGGCGAGAAUGAGAAGACCAUGGACAAAGCCUUAGAGCGAGCCAAGAAGGAGCGGGCGUACAACAGGUAGCUGACCCCGGAUGCCAAGACACUUGUCAACAUUAGUAUAGUAUUAUUACAACUAGGUUUUGUCUACAUUGUUACAGAAUAGUUCUGUAAAUAGUUAUUUUUCUAAGAGUGCAUCCCAUCUGUCAGGGCAUUGUUCUGAAGCAAGGGUGGGGAAUUUGUUCUAUUGAACAUGGGUCAAUGUUCUUUCAACGGUUUAGUUUGGAUGAUUGCUCUCACAGGUUCCCCAUCUGUUAAGCAGACAUCCUGCGCUCAUCUAUUUGCAUGCGGUCAACUGUGUCCAGUCAACAAAUAAAUCAUCUUUUAAUAAACUUAAGUGUGCUGUUUUAA
Molecule: messenger RNA, 1440 nt
Organism: Syngnathus acus (greater pipefish)
Lineage: Eukaryota; Metazoa; Chordata; Actinopteri; Syngnathiformes; Syngnathidae
Gene: ing1
Product: inhibitor of growth family, member 1
Exons: 4
Coding region: 188-1114 (308 amino acids)
Biological process (GO): positive regulation of DNA-templated transcription
Cellular component (GO): nucleus
Source: RefSeq, a predicted model, not a curated record